AUGCACGCACGCUGGCGGCAGGGCGUGGAUUUGGUGCUGCGCUAUUCAACGGCCGACGGCUCGGCCGUGGCACCACUGGAUUAUACAGCACUUCCCGUGUCCAUGACGACUUUUGCUGCCCGCACAUCAGACAAGAACGUAACCGUGGCGCUGACGGGCGGCAAUCGUAUACAAGAGCCUGACAAGAGUUUUGUCGUGCAGCUGGCGUUGUUCUACGGCGCCACGCAAGUGUCGUCAGCCAACGUCACCAUCAACAUCAAAGAUGAUGACUGGACCGUGGAUGUGACCGUGAACUUCACCACGCGUGACAUCACAGCCACUGCGGCUGCUGACUACACUGCCACAAGCGGCUCACUGACAUUCACGCCUGCCAACUGGGCCGUGCCCCAACAAGUGACUGUUGACAUUCUGCGAGACGUACUCUUUGAGGCAGACGAAACAUUUGCUAUCGACAUCUCGGUGGCGGCGCCUUUUGCCUCCAUUGUGAACGCCAGUGCCUCCAGCAGCAUCGUCACCAUCAGGAACACGCUCGUGCAGUGCGAGGCCGACGAGCAGAUGGCCACGCUGGUGCCCGACAUCCUCGGCGCUGACCCCAUGGCGGCGGCGCUGCUCAUCGAGUGCCGCGGCCGCGACGCCGGCGCCCUGCAGGCCUCCAUCGACGAGGUGACGCGCGCUCUGGUGCGCCACGGGCUGCCGUUUGGCGCCAAGGCGGCCGACCCCAAGGCCAUCGAGACCUACCCCUUCAGCCACGACGCCAAGGGGCCCAAGUGUCGCUGA
This is a messenger RNA of Monoraphidium neglectum, 777 nucleotides long. RefSeq names its product glycolate dehydrogenase. The coding region runs from base 1 to 777 and encodes 258 amino acids. Gene Ontology annotation, cellular component: membrane. Gene Ontology annotation, biological process: cell communication; metal ion transport. The transcript has 5 exons. The record is from RefSeq and is a predicted model, not a curated record. NCBI's taxonomy places the organism in Eukaryota, Viridiplantae, Chlorophyta, Chlorophyceae, Sphaeropleales, Selenastraceae.